Molecule: messenger RNA, 1029 nt
Organism: Nymphalis io (European peacock)
Lineage: Eukaryota; Metazoa; Arthropoda; Insecta; Lepidoptera; Nymphalidae
Product: dynein regulatory complex protein 9-like
Exons: 7
Coding region: 1-1029 (342 amino acids)
Biological process (GO): cilium organization
Cellular component (GO): motile cilium; cytoplasm
Molecular function (GO): protein binding
Source: RefSeq, a predicted model, not a curated record
AUGUUUCUCAAUUUUAGCUUACCAUAUUUACAAGCUGCAUUAUUCGCUAAUACUUUAGAAGAUACUAUUACUGAAAUGCGCAUACUGGUUCAAUGUAACAAUGAAUUGCGUGUGACCAAGACUAUGUCAGAUAUGGGACUUCUGGUUGCAUUAAAAUAUGGAAUAUCUCAACCCGAAAUAAAAGACGAAUUGGAAAGUAUUGAUUACAGAAAAAUAAACUGCAAUGAAUAUAAAAUAAACAAACUUGAUAGUGAUAGGAAGUUAAUAAUCACUGCAAUCACGACUACUUACAUAGACUUAAUACAAACAAAAACAUAUAAAGCUUUAGAAAAUAGUAUUAAUACAAUAGUAAAUCUAGACAAUUACCGCGUAGAAUUAUGUAAUGAAGAAGAAAAAAAUAAAGUCCUGCGUCGUGAACUUAACAAGCAAAUAAGGCAGCAACAUAAUCAUAUCAAAUCAAUUAUUUAUGAUACUGAUGCUACCAUUGAUACUCUUAGGAGUGAAGUUGAAGAUGCAAAUCUUAAUGCCGAAAUUCGUAAUCGUUACGUUGAACGUUGGCAAGUAGCUCGUACUGAGCAACAUAAUCAGACAAUUUACGACAAAGAAGCUUUACCAACAACAGUUAUUGAAUAUUAUAAGCGUAGAGCCGACAGUGAACAAAGAGUUCACUCUGAAGUGGAACUUUUAGUUACCAUUUCUAUUAACGAAACUCUAGAGAAAAUAGACGAUUGGAUGAAUAAAUAUGACAAGGAUAUGGAAAAUAUAGAACUGAAAAUACAGCUUAAGAAAAAUGAUUACCAAAACAUGUUAGAUAAGAGAAUUAAUUUAGAGGAGAUGAUUGAAAAACAUAAGACCAUGAUAAAGGAGUGGAUACAGUUUAAAGGAGAACGUGAAAAAGCACGUCUAUACAGAGAAAACAUGACUAAGUCUGCAAUAAUCGUUCAAGCUUGGUGGCGAGGACUAUUAGUUCGCCGUCAACUUGGUCCUUAUAAAGCUAAAAAGAAGGGCGGUGAAAAGAAGAAGAAAUAA